Trichophyton rubrum CBS 118892 is the source of this 1469-nucleotide messenger RNA. RefSeq names its product non-histone chromosomal protein 6. The record is from RefSeq and is a predicted model, not a curated record. The transcript has 4 exons. Lineage: Eukaryota; Fungi; Ascomycota; Eurotiomycetes; Onygenales; Arthrodermataceae. Bases 785 to 1093 code for a protein of 102 amino acids.
CUCCCAUACAAAAAACCACCACCAAAAAAGGCUCGCCCAUACUAACUGCGCUUCCCACCACGCUUUUUAUAUACACUCGCCCACCUCAACUAUACUCAACGUCCAGCACCAGAGGACGUUCAAGGUAAGCUUGCUGCUCUUCUUCCAUCUUCUGCGACUCUCUCGCCCUCCAUCUUCAGCCUGUUUCUCUGCUUUCCGUUCUUGCUUGCUCGCUCGCUCGCUCUACGAUCUAUAUAGAUCUAUACCAAGCACACCAAACUCCUGCCUGCACGCAAUUCCGUCGUCGCAAAGCUCUGCUGCUCUGUUUAUUCCUCUUGAUCAGUCUCGUCAACGUCUCUUUUUCACUUUUUGUCUUAUUAUUAUUAUUAUUUUUCGGUGGUCGCUUUUUUUUCUCUCUUCUCACCCUCUCUCCCCGGGCCUUGCUCUACGUGUUUUUCACCACCAUCGCAGCCAGCCAGUUCACUACUGCUUGACUACACGCUCAAACAGCGCGUCUGACGGUGUAAAACACGUCGCAUCCUCCUUCUCAUCGCUGUUGUCGCUUUUUCGAGCUCGUUUUCACUGCGGUUUUGACGUGCUUCGGACGCGACUCGGCCUGGAGCUUUUCCUUCCCUCUCUCUCUUUUUUUUUUUCUCACUCUCUUUUUCCCUCUCUCUCCUUCUCCUUCCAACCUAGCGUACAUCACCUACUAUAUACUCUCCUCGACAGACUCGACGUCCCGGCUAACAAGACGCCUUCCACUUCAGACUCUCAAGUCACCAAUAUAAAGACUAAAACAGUCAAGAUGCCUAAGGAGAAGACCACUGCCCGCAAGACCAAGCGCGGCGUCGAGAAGAAGAAGAAGGACCCCAAUGCCCCAAAGCGUGGUCUCUCUGCCUACAUGAUCUUCGCCAAUGAGCAGCGUGCUGCUGUCCGUGAGGAAAACCCAAACAUCACCUUUGGCCAAGUUGGCAAGGUCCUCGGAGAGCGGUGGAAGGCCCUGAGCGACAAGCAGCGAGUCCCCUAUGAGGAGAAGGCUGCCACUGACAAACAGAGAUACGAAGACGAGAAGGCCGCAUACAACAGCCGUCAGGAUGAUGACGAAUCCUCUUAAACGAGAAGAGAAACCAGACAUGAAGUGAAAAGGCAACCGUUCCAUAGUUGCUCUUUUAGAAGACAUGUCUUCUCUCCUGUAUUUGCUGGUGAUUGCUUGCUUGCUGGUUACGUCGUCUGUAUCUGUUAUACCGUUUAAUCGCUCUCUUGUCUCGCUUGUCAAGGUUGUCUCCCUUUCGUCGCUUUCCUCUUUCCUUUCCUCUUUUCCUCUUUUAUUCAAACGGCUUUUCUUCUGGGACGGACGGUAUCGAUGGGGGUUUCAUGGUUCCAAAGCUCUAUUAUGUAUUUUCAUCAUCCCACCUUGAGUGUUCCCCCCUUACCUUGACUGCUUCUUCCUUUGCUUUUUUUUUUUUUUCAGGUAUUGCCUCACCGUCGAU